AUGGCAAAUAUAUUCCACAACAAUGAAAACUUUGCGGCACGAGCCGCUGAACGACUCAAACGUAGAAUCAACCUGCCAUCUAAACGCUUGCAUGCCCAAGUCUCGGGCAUCAGCAAUUCAAUAUCUGCGCAGGUAAGACAAGCGUGCUCAAUACAACUGCGGUCGCCUAUCGACCCUUUUGUAAAAAUAAACACAAUUGCGCUAGUUUUACCGCAAUUAACUGGAAAUCUGCCAACUUUCCUAGUAAGCGCAAUGACAAGGCAAGCAUUUCCAGAUCUCACUUUGGCGGAUAAGAGGUUCUUCGUCAAUGAACCAGUGGACCUUGUACUUGACGGAGACAUUUAUCCCCAAAUUAUUUUAAGCGGCUUGAAGAAAAAUGUACUAAGUACACUUCUUGGCCAAGAGACUUUAUUCGGGUGGAUACUAACUGGUCGAGCCGAAACAGUCAGUCCACCAAACAAAAUAGUUUCUUUUUUCAGCGAAGUCACACUGGACAAGCAACUAGCUGCCUUUUGGGAACUGGAACCAAGAAAAGAAAGGCAGACUGAAGAUGACGUGUAUUGCGAGGAGUUAUAUCGGACCACUAUGAAGCGCAAACAAGAUGGAAAGUAUGUCGUUACCUUACCCUUCAAACGGGAUUUUCCAUCAAACAUCAAGCUGGGACCAUCACUCAAGAGCGCCUGCUCUCAAUUCUUCCGGAAUGAGACGCGUCUCGCGAAAAAUCCGUCCCUGCAAAAGGAAUAUACUAGAGUGGUGGCAGAAUAUGAAACGCUAGGUCAUAUGGACAAAAUUACAACCAACAUACCUGCAGAUGCAACUGACCAUUAUUUUUUACCUCAUCAUGCCGUCAUGAAGGAAGAGAGCACCUCCACCAAAGUGCGCGUGGUAUUUAACGUCUCAUGCCCGACUGCCAAUGGAAUGAGCCUCAACGGCGUCCUUCAUCCAGGUCCGGAACUGCAAGCAGAUAUGACUGUCCUGAUUCCUCGCUGGCGAUUAUACAAGUAUGUCUUCAACAGCGAUAUCGAGAAGAUGUACCGUCAGAUAAUGGUAAGCAAUACACAUACUAAAUAUAAGCGAAUAGUUUUUCGCACUUGCCCGAAAGACCCAAUUAGUCUAUACGAAUUAAAGACUGUUACUUUCGGCAUAAAUUGUGCUCCUUAUCUUGCGAUGAGGACAUUACUUCAUUUAGCUGAUGAUGUUGAAAACUCCUUUCCAACAGCAUCAAACAUACUUCGAAAAUGCAUGUAUGUUGACGACGUUCUUGCCGGGGGUCAUAGCAUCGACUCUGCAAUAACAGCCAGAAACGGAAUUAUGCAAGUUUUGCAGUCCGCUGGAUUUCCAUUGCGAAAAUGGACCUCCAACUGCAACAAAGUUCUAAAGGGCAUCCCAAAAGCCCAUUUGCUCAAUGAAAACUUUUUAGAUUUCGAAGAUACGAGUUCGGUAAAGGCACUUGGCAUAAGAUGGAAUGCUCAUUGCGACCAUUUUUAUUUUAUGACAAAGCCAAUAAAAAACCAUGAUGUUCUUACGAAAAGAGCAAUCCUCUCGGCAAUCGCCAAACUCUUUGAUCCACUAAGGUGGCUCAGCCCAAUAAUAAUUACCGCCAAGAUUAUUAUGCAAAACAUUUGGUUAGAAGGCACUGAUUGGGACGACACCGUGUCUGCGGUCACAUUUGUGCAGAAUUAUGGGGAAAUAGAUAAUAUCCGCAUACCUUGUUGGGUGCACUAUUCAUCAGCAGACGACUCCGAAAUCCAUGGGUUCUGCGACGCUUCGGAAAAGGCAUACACGGCUGCUGUCUACUUGCGUGUGAAAAAACAGGAUCAAGUAUACCUCAACCUACUCCUCGCGAAAACCAGAGUGGCACCUGUUAAGACGAUAUCCCUUCCCCGUUUGGAACUAUGUGGUGCCGUCUUAUUAGCGGAUAUUAUAGAAACUGUCACGGAAAAUCUUAGCCUAGCACAUUUGGAUGUUCAUCUGUGGACAGAUUCGACAAUCGUCCUCGUAUGGAUUCGCAAACCGCCCUGCUCGUGGUCAACCUUUGUGGCACAUCGAGUAACCAAAAUAGUGGAAAAGGUCGGAAACAAUAACUGA
Messenger RNA from Anastrepha obliqua, 2088 nucleotides. RefSeq lists its product as uncharacterized. Bases 1 to 2088 code for a protein of 695 amino acids. The record is from RefSeq and is a predicted model, not a curated record. NCBI's taxonomy places the organism in Eukaryota, Metazoa, Arthropoda, Insecta, Diptera, Tephritidae. The transcript has a single exon.